CUCCCCCCGCCCGCCUCCUCGCCUCUCUGUUCUCCCUCCUCAAGGCUUUGUCCAGCCCCUUGUGAAGAUGGCGGGGCUGAGCAGCAGGACUAGCGUGGCAGAGGCACCGAGAAGCAGCGGCCGAGGGGUCGUGAUUUCAGAUGAUUGGCCAGGAUAUAGCUUGGAUCUGUUUACGUAUCCACAGCAUUACUGUGGAGACCUUGAUUAUGUGCUCAUUCCCCAUGGGAUCAUUGUUGACAGGAUAGAACGUUUGGCCAAAGAUAUCAUGCAAGACAUUGGAUACAAUGACAUCGUGGUUCUUUGUGUACUUAAAGGUGGCUACAAAUUCUGUGCUGAUCUUGUGGAGCAUAUUAAGAACCUCAGUAGAAAUUCAGAGAGGUUCAUCUCCAUGAAAGUUGACUUUGUUAGAGUGAAAAGUUAUCAGAAUGACCAAUCUAUGGAAGAUACUCGGAUCAUAGGAGGAGAUGACUUUUCAAAACUGGCUGGAAAGAAUGUGCUUAUUGUGGAGGAUAUCAUUGGAACUGGAAGAACCAUGAAAGCACUCCUUGACAGUAUUAAAAAAUAUAAACCCAGCAUGGUUAAAGUAGCAAGCUUGUUGGUGAAAAGAACAGCUCUACCAGAUGGAUUCAGACCUGACUAUUAUGGAUUUGAAAUUCCGGAUUUAUUUGUGGUGGGUUAUGCCUUAGACUACAAUGAAUACUUCAGAGACUUAAAUCACUUAUGUGUUAUCAAUAACCACGGCAAAGCAAAAUACAGAGUCUAAAGAAUAGCUAAUCAUCUUUGUCUGGAACAUUGGUAGUCCUCAUGAUCAUCUCCAUAAGAACAGACCAACUCAUCUCAUUCAGACUGGACUAUAUGGCAACAUCCCCGGGAAAUCACCUUGGACUUUGACGCAGUUGAACUCCUUUAUUUCCUUCAGACUUCCUCGGGUAACCAGGAUGAGUCAAAGGCAGACAUAAUCCAGUAUUCUAUGUCCAAAAGAAUAGAAAUUAGAGGUGAAAGGAAACUUGGUUUUUAAUUUUUUGCACCCAACUUUGCCCAACCUUAUCAUGCCAGAUUUGUUGGAGUUAAACUCCCAUUGUUUUUAACCAUCAAGCUUCCUUACCCUGUUUAACAAGUGCCUUUAAAAAUGUGUAUUAAACACAACUGCACAAUGAUCAGUGGGUUCUGUGGGACUGUUAUAACAAUUAUUACAUUUUAAUUGUGCAGUUUGUUAGCUCUUUUUUUUUUCAGGCAGUGUUGUAGUGCCUUUACUUAAGUUCUUUUUUAACAGAGUUUCUAAUGCAUAAUUGUUACCAUCUCCUUUUUAUAACUCAAUCAUUGUUGAGAUAUUUAUUCUCACCCAUUAUUUAAACUCAAAGGAUCAAAGGCCUCAAACUAAAUGAUUUUCUCUUAACUCAAUAGCUUCUUGUAGAACCCGAGAUAAAACAGGCUGGUCAAGAAUAGCUUUAGCCAAUGUUUGAGUUCAUGGAAACAAACAGAUAGCAUUGUGGUUUAAACAUUGGAUUUUGUACAUCAUUGCUUUGUUUUAGUAUUAUGGGUUCACACAUAGUAUUAUGUGUGAACCAUCUCACUAUAGCAUGUUCAGCAAAACAUAGUUUUAAACCAUACCAUGGCUUGCAGGCAGUGAGGAAGUGCCAUAAUUAAGCAAACAAUUAUCAUCUUAUUCAAAGUCCAGUAUUAUGUACACUAUAUUAUAACCCUCUAGAAUGUUUCAAAAUUAAUUUAGGAUUUGAAAUGAUAGAGUCCUUGUCUUAUAUUCUUACCCAGAGGAAUUCAGAAGAUGGCAAUUUGUCAUCUUUUAUUUGUUUCAGCAGCUUCUUGCUUUCCAAGGUUGUUGUUGGGAAUUGAAAUCCAGUAUCUGGAGGGUAGGGACAAUUGCCUAUGCUUCGUCUGAUCUUAGUGUCAUGCUGUCUUUGUUAAUUUCUUUGUCUUCUGCUUCUUACAUCUCCACAAAGUUUGUUCCAAUGCCACUUUCUUUGUUUAGCGCUACAACUCCUGUUCAGGGAUACAAGGACUAAUUUGGAAUAAUUGGAAUAAUAUAACCAAGUGUAUUAGCACAGUAGAUCAUGGAAAACAGAACUUGCAUACAAUAAAUGUUAAAAUUCAUUGCAUUGUUACUGCUUUUGUGAAAUAUAUCUGCAGUAGCUAAUUAUGUAUUGAGUCUUUCCAAAAUAAGUAUUGUCCAGAUGUAUUGGAACUGCAAAUCCCAGAAUUCAUCUCAGGAAUUCUAAGAACCAGACUCUGGCAAUUGAUGGGGGCUCCAGUAUGGGCAUCCCGUUCUGGAAGGGGCUGAUAGUCUAGGAGAAGAUCCUACCUCCACCCUAUUUAACACGUUGGUCCUUUUUAUCCAGUUUGUUCUUAAUUUGUAUGUUUUCACGUUUAAUGCUCAAUGUUUUAUGCUUUUGACCUUCUAAUUGUUUUAUAUUGCUAUUAUAAUACUGUAAGCUGCUCAAAAAUCACUUGAGAAUCAGAUGAGCAGCAUAUAAUUUGAAUAAAUAAAUAAUCAUGCUAACACACCUAGAGAUGUAAGAUUAGGGAAAGCCAAUGUAUCAAAUCCUCAGUUAUCCUAUAAUAAUCAUUGAAGUAAUCUUUGAAUUCUGGCCCAGAGUAUUUAAUUUAUAACCUUAAUUUAGAUUAUAGUUCAAAGCAUCCCAAUCAAUUUAUGGUGGAAGUAUUAGUCCAAUAAUAUUUGGAUUGAUAGGACAUGCCUGUUGUUCAGUUGUGAUUCUAUUACAAUUGUAAGCCUCUUGGUGCCUUCCUUUGAGCUACAAUUCCUUUGUAAAGCAAUUAGUUUACUGUAUUUAAAAAACUAUCUAGGCAUUAAAAGGUAUUGAACUCUUACAACACAAUUACUUGUUUUCCUUUCAUCUCAUCCUUGUGAAUGGGAUUUUUUUUCAUACAGUUCUUCUGCAUAUAAGGCUACAAGUGUAACUUUCUUAACAGUAGAUCUUAUUUAACACAGUGGAACUAAAAUGUCAUUUAACACGAUAGAGCUUGAUUAAAUAUGCUGGAAAAUUGUGUUUUCUGUAAAUCAAAAAAAGUUUUCCCAUUUUCUUUGGUUGAAAACUAGCCUUUUCCUCUUCUAUGUUUGGUAAGAAUGCUUAGGUUAGGGAGAGAAAUAUGACUAUAUUUGUUUGUAAGUCUCUACUACUAAAAACAAAUUUGUAGACUGAUGCUCAGAAUCGCCGGGUGCUGCCAUUUCCCAGUUCCUGAACUAUUAAUUUAUAUUUGACUCCAAGUGAUGGACUUCACGCUUCAGAUAAAAAAAUAGAUCCUGAAAAUUCAAACCCAUCAUUAUUUUUAUAUUGGUAAUUAUAAUUUCUCACUUAAUUUGUUUUAGCACAGAAAAGAUAGGUUCGGGGGUUAUAGGAUUAAAGCCGGCAUGUCCAAACAACAGGCUGUAUGUGCCCCUGGACAACUACUAAUGUGACCCCCAAAAUCAUAAAAUAUAAAAAAAAUAAAGGAAGUUUGUAAUUGACAUACAUUAACUAUAUUUUAUAUGAUGCUUGAGACAUUCACUCAGUGCAGCCCAGGCAAGUCAAAAGGUUGGACAUGCUUGGUUUUAAGUUUAUCUUCAUAGGUAGUAACAUCCAAAAUUAACAGGCUUCCAAUCUUUUAAUUGGAAUAACGCCAGAGCACUUCAGCUUUGCUUUCCAAAUGGACUGCUUAGCACAUAAUCUCUAACUGGGCAUGAUGGAAGUUGUAAACUAUACACAGAGACUUAACUGUGAGGAAGAAAAUGCCCAAAGACUACUAAGCCCAAAUAUUUCCAUAAUAACUAAUGAUAGCCAAAGGUAUUCUUAAAAAGCAUUUCACUUAUUAAAAAUUGGAUUUUCUUUCCUUGUGCUUGUUUUUCGUAAUCAGUUUACUGAUCGUUGGGUGUAAAUGCUGGAACAACUAGGAUUUUUACUGAUUAAAAUGUACUUUGUUCUGAAAAAAAGGGGAAUAAUUUUAAAAUGAAACUUAAUAAUGUGUAAAGUAUUUGAAGUACAGUUGCAUUAGUGGGCUUCCUGAUUUUUAUACAACCAUCUCCAGGGGAAUUUUGCAUUUUUACCUUUGCAGGUAAAAGAAGAAAGAUCAUGGGCUAUAUACAAAAGAUACAAAAGAUCAUGGGCUAUAUACAUGGGCUAUAUACAAAAGUUUCCUGGAGACAGCCAAUGGUUUUAAAAAAAGAAAGAAUUACAAGCAAAAGAUGUUUUGUUCUGAAUAGCAUGGGAUCUAUUGUGGUUACAUUGGAAUUUCCACUAAACUAAUAAACAGGAUAUUUUACUAUAUUUCAAAUUUCUUAUGAUUUCUCUUUUUUCUUUUAGCCUAGAUUUGCAUACCAGCUUGAAGCUUUCACUUCAAGUAAAUAAAUGCUUUUUGGCAAAAACAACGUAAAUCUUUGCUCCCGGCUAGUUCAAAUUUUCCUGCAUCUAAGUAUUAACUUGUAUUUCUGCUUCCUAUAAAAAGAGAAUAAAGCAAAUAAUAAUAAUUA
Messenger RNA from Ahaetulla prasina, 4480 nucleotides. RefSeq names its product phosphoribosyl transferase domain containing 1 (gene PRTFDC1). The coding region runs from base 68 to 763 and encodes 231 amino acids. The transcript is spliced from 9 exons. The record is from RefSeq and is a predicted model, not a curated record. Lineage: Eukaryota; Metazoa; Chordata; Lepidosauria; Squamata; Colubridae. Gene Ontology annotation, molecular function: hypoxanthine phosphoribosyltransferase activity. Gene Ontology annotation, biological process: purine ribonucleoside salvage.